GUUCCCGUGCCCAUUCAAUCUUUUUUUUCCAUGACAAAUAGGGAAGUACUAUCUGUGAGUUGCUAGUGAGCCUCUUCAUUGGUUCUGUCAGACAGAACUGUCGUUGCGGUGAGAACCCCAAGAAGUCACUCAGUAAUGGCCUCAUCCUCCACUCCCCUCCUCCCCGAGGAGCAGCUCCUGUGCUCCGUGUGCGGCGACGUCUUCACCGACCCCAUCACCCUCCCCUGCGGACACAACUUCUGCCACUCCUGUCUCCUGGGCCUCUGGGACUCUUCCUCCUCCUCCUCCUCCUCCUCCUCCUCCUGCUGCUGUCCCCACUGCCAGCGCACCUUCCCGUCCCGGCCCGAGCUCAGCGUCAACAUCGCCUUCCGCGAGAUCGCCGAGCGCUUCAAGGCCACGCGCCUCGUCUCGGCCUCUGAGCCUCAGCAACGCCUCCAGUCCGCCGCCGCCGCCGCAGUCACCUCCACAUCGGCUCCCUCCACACCCGCCGCCGCCGCCGACGAGGUCCCCUGCGACGUGUGCACGAGCCCCCGGCUGAAGGCGGCCAAGGCCUGCCUGGAGUGCCUGACGUCGUACUGCGCGGCGCACCUGGAGCCUCACCUGCGGGUGGCGGGGCUGCGGCGGCACCGGCUCAUCGAGCCCGUGGAGCGUCUGGAGGAGCGGGCGUGCGCCCGCCACAACCGCCCGCUGGAGCUCUACUGCCGCUGGGACCAGAUGUGCGUGUGCCGCUUCUGCGCCGAGACCGACCACCUGGACCACGUCAUGGUCACGCUCGACGUGGAGAGCGUGGAGAAGAAGACCUCAAUGAAGCUGCUGGAGAGCGAAGUGAACCAGCUGAUUCAGGAGAGGCUGAAUAAGACUCAGGAGAUCAAACAAGCCCUGGAGCUCAGCAAAGAGAGCACUCAGCGCGAGGCGGAGGAGAGCGUGCAGGUGUUCCGGGCGCUGCUGCGCUGCGUGGAGGGGAGCCAGGCGUCGCUGGUGGAGGAGAUGGAGCAGCGGCAGAGCGCCCUGGAGCGCACGGCACAGCGCCACCUGCUGGAGCUGGAGAAGGAGAGCGGCGAGCUCAGGGCCCUCAGAGAGGAGCUGGACAAGCAGCAGAAGAACGACGACCACAUCGACCUGCUACAUAAUUACCCGGAGGUUAUGUCUCGACCGCAGGUGAAAGACUGGUCAGACACCAGAAUUUACACUGACCAGUGUGUGGGCCUCACCAGGAGAGUGCUGUCCAAAGUGGAGGAGAUGCUCAAGACUGAGAUGAAAAGAAUGGAGGAGAAUGAGCUGAAAAGGAUUCAGGCAUAUGCAAUCGAUGUGACCUUUGACCCUGAUACGGCGCACCCCAACAUCCACUUGAGCGAGGACGGCAAGCAGGCCGGGCGUGGCGAGACGCUCAAAGAGCUGCCGGACAUCCCAGCCCGGUUCGACCCGGUGCUCUGCGUGAUAGCCAAGCAGGGUUUCUCCUCCGGCCGGUUCUACUAUGAGGUCCGAGUCGGCAGCAAGACGUUCUGGGACCUGGGGGUGGUGUGCGAGUCGGUCAACCGCAAAGGCAUGAUCACGUCCAAGCCCGAGAACGGCUUCUGGACCGUGCGCCUGCGGACCGGGGACGAGUACCGGGCCCUCGGGUCGCCCUCGGUCCAGCUCGCCCUGCGCGGCCGACCCCGGAAGGUCGGGAUCUACGUCGACUACGAGGGCGGGCGGGUGUCCUUCUACGACGCGGAGGCCGGGCGGCACUUCUACUCGUUCACCGGACACUCCUUCACCGAGCCGCUCUACCCCUUCUUCAGUCCGGGCGUCGCUGACGACGGGAAGAAUCUUGAGCCGUUGGUUAUAACAGCUGUCAGUCAACCGAGCGGAUUGUGACUGUGAACUAUCAGUGUAGGCCAUGCAAACAUUUAUGCCAAACACAGAUUUAGAAAGAAAUUUGUAGUCCCAGUUACUCUGACUACAGUACGUUCAGAACGUCCACUCAUUCUCUAUAUGUACUAUAUAGAUAUUAUAUAGAUACUGUAUAAGUAUUAUCAUAGAUAAUCACUAUACUGUAUAGGGCACUAUAUUGUAAAUGAGAAGAUAUUCCAAACGCAGGGUCUGUGUUCUGUGUCAGGAAAUGACAGAAAUGUACAUUAUCACUCAUUCCACAUUUAACAAAUGAUAACCCUUUAAAUGAUUUACCCACAUACUGCCCUGGCCUUCCACUCCACACAUAUCCAUACAGUAUAUCAAUGAGGGCAUC
Messenger RNA from Sardina pilchardus (European sardine), 2227 nucleotides. Its product is annotated as zinc-binding protein A33-like. Bases 136 to 1857 code for a protein of 573 amino acids. Lineage: Eukaryota; Metazoa; Chordata; Actinopteri; Clupeiformes; Clupeidae. The transcript has 7 exons. The record is from RefSeq and is a predicted model, not a curated record. Gene Ontology annotation, molecular function: protein binding; zinc ion binding.